Salvia miltiorrhiza (redroot sage) is the source of this 1404-nucleotide messenger RNA. RefSeq lists its product as uncharacterized. The transcript has 12 exons. The record is from RefSeq and is a predicted model, not a curated record. Gene Ontology annotation, cellular component: chloroplast. The coding region runs from base 222 to 1223 and encodes 333 amino acids. Lineage: Eukaryota; Viridiplantae; Streptophyta; Magnoliopsida; Lamiales; Lamiaceae.
AUCAUUUAUUUUAUUAAAUUCAUGCCAAAAGCAAUGUGCUAUAUAUUUUUGAGAGAUGAAGGGAGUAAUAUAUUAUUAUUAUUAUUAUGCUUAUAAAAGAAAUUUUGUGGAGUAAUUGAAAUCUGGUUAUUAUUAACUGUAUUACCUGUCGUGUUUCAGGCCACAAGAAAUCAGCUCGAAAUACCACUCUCCGCCACCGUCCACCAUUCCUCCGCAGAACCAUGGCCGGAAUGAUGAACUUCACCGCCACUCCUGCUUUCUGGCCGGUGUCGACGAGCAGAGCUACCAAUGGCAGAUUGUUUAUGGUGAAGUUAUCAGCAAAUGCUUCCGAAACUCCAUUGUCCUCUAUAUCUCCGCCGCCCAAUUUCAAGGCGCCGCCGCCCAAACCAUUCUCCAUCCGCCCCGAUAGGGUUUUUGACAUUUUGGGGGCUUCUCUCGCUUUGCUUUUUCGCCUCACCACCAGUGUACUUGUCUCAGGGUAUUCUGUAAACAUAGUGCCAGCAACGGAGAUUCCACCUGAUCAGUAUGCUCUAGGAUUUGCUGGUUUUAAGUUGAAAGAGAGUUCAAAGUUAGGCCCUCGCCCCGAAAAGCCAAUUGAGAUAUAUGAAUUUGAAAGCUGCCCGUUUUGUCGGAAGGUUCGGGAAAUUGUUGCAGUUUUGGAUCUUGAUGUCUUGUAUUAUCCUUGUCCAAGAAAUGGCCCAAAUUUUCGUCCCAAGGUUUCCCAAAUGGGUGGAAAACAGCAGUUCCCAUACAUGGUGGACCCAAACACAGGAGUUUCUAUGUAUGAAUCAGAUGAGAUAAUCAAGUAUCUGGUUGGGAAAUAUGGUGAUGGUAACGUCCCCUUGCUGCUCUCUCUUGGUCUAUUAACAACUUUAACAGAGGGAUUUGCUAUGAUUGGUCGACUUGGGAAGGGCUCUUCAUACACUCCAUCAAAACUACCACCUAAACCUCUAGAGAUUUGGGCGUAUGAGGCUUCACCAUUUUGCAAAGUCGUGCGUGAAGUACUUGUGGAGCUGGAGCUACCUCACAUACUACACAGCAUUCUAUUCCUUGUCCGACAAAGGUUGCAUUUCAGUUGCGCUAGGGGCAGCCCGAAACGACAAGUCCUUUACGAGCGAGUUGGACAUUUUCAGGUCCCUUAUUUGGAAGAUCCAAACACAGGAGUGGAGAUGUUUGAGAGUGCAGAAAUUGUUGACUAUCUCAAGGCAACUUAUGCUCUCUGACUCCCAGAGUUGAUUAUUUUUUAUUAUUGUUAUGUUUUUCCAUACAAAUUAAUGUUAUAAUACAUAGUGUAAACAAAUUUCUUUGACUGGAGUCCAUGGAUUCUAAUAUAUAUUUUGUGACUCGUUAUAUGUAAAGUAGCUUUCAUAAUAAUGAAAAGGAUAUGUAUGAUAGUGUGCAUUA